Molecule: messenger RNA, 747 nt
Organism: Neoarthrinium moseri
Lineage: Eukaryota; Fungi; Ascomycota; Sordariomycetes; Amphisphaeriales; Apiosporaceae
Exons: 1
Coding region: 1-747 (248 amino acids)
Source: RefSeq, a predicted model, not a curated record
AUGGCCUCUACGUCUUCAUCCGAACCGAUUAUCUUCUACGACAUAGCCUCGGGCCCGCCUCUGCGCCCAUACGCACCCAACCCAUGGAAGACGCGGUAUGCCCUCAACUUCAAGCGCGCAAACUUCGUCACGCAAUGGGUCGACCUGUCCGAGGUAACAGCGACCCGAAAAAGCCUCGGCGUGGAUCCGGUGCGCUUCUUCAGCAAUGGAGAGCCUUUCCAUACUCUGCCAGCCAUCAAAGACCCAUCCACCAAUACCGUUGUGGGAGAUUCAUUCGACAUCGCCGUGCAUCUGGAUAAAAAGCACCCCACUGGCGCUUCGUUGUUUCGGCAGUCAAUCGGAUUGUACGCGGCGUUCAACGCUCAAAUUGACUCAAUCUUCUUCAUCGGCGCAGCACUUUGCCCCCAGGGUCUACCGCUGAACCCGGAGACUGCGGAACAGUGCAAAGCUGAGUUUUGCAGGCGGGCCGGCUUCAAGACAUGGGAUGAGCUCAUCGUGCGUGGGGAGGAUAGGAAAAAGGUCUUGACUGAGUUCCAGGCUGCCCUGGGUGAGGCCGCGAAGUUUUUCAGGUUUUCCGACGGUCCAUUCAUAGGAGGCAAAGACCCCGAUUACGCGGAUAUCAUAAUUGGCGGCUGGCUGAUGUUCAUGAGCCAAGUGGUGUCUGAAUGGGAGGAGAUUCGCUCGUGGCAUAGUGGGGUUUGGGGGAGGCUGCAUGAUGGUCUGGAGCCCUAUAGAGGAACAUGGUGA